Molecule: messenger RNA, 3515 nt
Organism: Diuraphis noxia (Russian wheat aphid)
Lineage: Eukaryota; Metazoa; Arthropoda; Insecta; Hemiptera; Aphididae
Gene: kuz
Product: zinc-dependent metalloprotease kuz
Biological process (GO): Notch signaling pathway; membrane protein ectodomain proteolysis
Cellular component (GO): plasma membrane
Molecular function (GO): metalloendopeptidase activity
Source: RefSeq, a predicted model, not a curated record
UUGUUACUGUAAUGGCGAUACUGUGCAGUUUUAUCUAUUUUUUUUUGUUAUUAUCGCAAAAAAAUGAAUAACAAUAAAACAAAAGAAUAUUUUCACUGGAGGCCUGUCAAAAUGGAAAUCCGGAAAUUGUCAUUUUCUUGAUCAUUUAUUAAUUAUAUUAACAACUUAUCUAAAAAAAAAACAUUAAUCCAUUUGAUACCUCAAAAGUUGUUACUACUUAUUUAAUGUAAAAAAAGCCAAAUUUUAUGCCUGUGAUCAAAUAUUUUAUAAUUCUAUUAGCAUGUAUACACUCAGCUUUAUGGCCGUUGUGCUCUUGAUAGUCACCAAUAAUAUUCAAGGUAAGCGUCUCAGCCAAUAUGUGUCACAUUAUGAGCCUGUUACAUAUGAUCAUCAACACUUGGCCCAGAGUCAUGAUAGGGCCAAAAGAUCAGUGACAAAUAGUGACAGUAAUGUGCAUGUAACAUUUAAAGCACAUGGCCAUCACUUUCGACUCAGACUUCGUCGAGAUUUGGAAACAUUUUCAAAUUCUAUGGAAGUGUUAGAUAGUUCUGGGAAACAAAUACAUCCUAAUAAUAUAGAUACUUCACAUAUAUACCACGGACAUAUUAUCGAUGAAGACAACAGUGCAGUAUUUGGUUCAAUAAUUGAUGGAGUUUUUGAAGGAAAAAUUAUAUCACCAAAAAAAGGAAACUUUUUUGUAGAAAAAUCUAGAAAAUAUACUUAUCCCUAUGGUCACCUUAAAGACAGUGAUAAUUUCCAUUCGGUUAUUUAUAAAGAAAAUGAUGUUGAUAAUCCAUAUCAUAACUCUUCUAGUCAUUUUAGUGGAUGUGGAGUUACUGGAUCCACAAAACAAAGUAUGGAAACCAUCCAAUAUUCUGGAAGUCCAUGGAAUAUUCAACAACAAGAUGAAGAAAGACCUGCUUAUAAAUAUACAAGACAAGCAGCAGCUGACAAGCAUCAUCAUAAACCUGUUAGAACAAAACGUGCUACUAAACCUAAAGAAGAACGCAACACUUGUUCGUUAUUUAUCCAAACUGACCCUUUAUUAUGGAAACAUAUAAAAGAACAAGUUGGCUAUGAUAAAACAAAGACAAGAGAAGAGAUAUUAUCAUUAAUAGCCCACCAUGUAACUGCAGUAAAUUAUAUCUACAGAGAUACUAAAUUUGAUGGACGCAUUGAACACAGAAAUAUUAAAUUUGAAGUUCAAAGGAUUAAAAUUGAUGAUGAUGAACCUUGUGACCACAAAUGGUCUGGAGAACAAAAUCCAUUCUGUAUGGAAAAUAUUGAUGUUAGUAAUUUUUUGAACCUACAUUCAUUGGGAAACCACGAAGACUUUUGCCUAGCAUAUGUUUUUACCUACAGAGACUUUACCGGAGGAACCUUAGGUUUAGCUUGGGUUGCCAGCGCAUCUGGUGCAUCCGGUGGAAUUUGUGAAAAAUAUAAAACAUAUACAGAAACUAUUGGUGGUUUAUAUCAAUCAACUAAACGUAGUUUAAAUACUGGUAUUAUUACAUUUGUUAACUACAAUAGUAGAGUGCCACCCAAAGUUUCACAGUUGACCCUGGCCCAUGAAAUCGGCCAUAAUUUUGGAUCACCGCAUGAUUAUCCUUCAGAUUGUCGACCUGGUGGUUUGAGUGGUAACUAUAUCAUGUUUGCAUCUGCAACUAGUGGUGAUCGCCCAAACAACAGUAAAUUUUCUUCAUGUAGCAUAGCUAAUAUCAGUAGUGUAUUAGAUGCUAUACAAGACAAUAAAAAAAGAAAUUGCUUUAAAGCCAGUGAAGGAGCAUUUUGUGGUAACAAAAUUGUUGAAAAUGGUGAAGAAUGUGAUUGUGGUUAUGAUGAUGAUGAAUGUGAUGAUAAAUGCUGUUAUCCCAGGCAAGUUGCAGAUCGAGAUAGAUUCCGUAAUAUAUCAGCUAGAGGUUGUGCUCGUCGAGCACAAACUGAGUGCAGUCCGUCUCAAGGACCAUGCUGUUAUGCUGAUACCUGCCGCUUUAUUCCAUCUAAUCGAUUAGUUAUGUGUCGUGGAGAAGAUGUUUGUAGUUAUAGUUCUAAUUGUGAUGGUACUUCGCCAGAAUGUCCAGCACCACCUCCUAAACCUAAUAAAACCCGCUGUAAUGAAGGGACACAGCUUUGCAUCAAUGGUGAAUGCACUGGAUCUAUUUGUUUGGAGUGGGGUCUAAACGAAUGUUUUUUGACAUCACAAAUCAUACCCAAUAUUGACAAACGCAAGUUGUGUGAGUUGGCUUGUAUGAAUGGUACUGAUUUACAAACCUGCAGAUCGACUAGUGAAUUUGCUGCUGCCGUUAACUUACCUCUCGGUGGCAUUAGUUUAAGGCCAGGAUCACCUUGUGAUAAUUUUCAAGGUUACUGUGAUGUGUUUUACAAAUGUCGAGCAGUUGAUGCUGAGGGGCCAUUAGCAAGAUUAAAAAAUAUGCUCCUUAAUAAACAAACACUUCAAACUCUCCAACAAUGGGCUUUAGAAAAUUGGUGGGCUUGUAUGCUCAUGGGCGUUACAUUUGUGAUUAUAAUGGGAGUAUUUAUAAAAUGUUGUGCAGUACACACACCAUCUUCGAAUCCUAAGAAAACCCCUGCUCGGAGAUUUAGUGAAACAUUAAGGCGACCUAUUACAACCUUGCGUAGAAUGCGACACAAUCCUCAAUCAUAUGUGUCACAGCCCAGAUCAAGUAGAGUUCCAGCUCAUGGAUAUGGUGAGGGUAGAGGUCAUUAUUAUGCACCAAGAGCUUCUGCGCCCCCUGCACAUGGUCAUUCCGAUCGCCGUAAUGCAUUUCCAAUGAGGCAUCAGCCACAGCAUAAAGUGUGAUAUUGUCAAGUUUGGCAGCCCUAAACCAAAAAGUUGAUAAUGUUGGUCCGAAAUAUUCGGUAUUCUUAUCAUCGUGGUUAGAAACUAUUAAAUUUAUUUAUUUAUGUAUUAUUAUUAUUUUUAUUUUUUUGUACAUAGCCGAAUGGAACAAAAGUGAUUGAAUUUAUAUUUAAAACUAUAGUUGUACAAUCACCCUGUGAGAGGUGCUGAUCGCAAACAAAGGCAGAUUUUAAUUUGACAUUUAUAUAUUAUACAUUUUUUCAUUCCUUACUAUAAGUGUUUUUUUAAACAAAUUUCUCUGACUUAUGUAUCUCAUGUUAUACAAGAUUGCACAUAGUAUAUGAUACUUCUUUGUAAAGUUCCUUAAUCAUGAAUCUAGAAUCAAGUAUAUUAUUUAUAGUGACACUUAAUAGUUUUUUUUAGAUUGAGUUUUUUUUUCUUUUAAUAACAAUAAUUAUGUACCUUCUACAACUAGUAGAAAAAAGUUGGAAAAAUUAGUAAAAGUUAAAUUUUUUUAUUUGAUAUUUUGUUUUUCUUAAUUUUAUUUUUGAUUAUUAUUUUACUUAUUGAUUAUAUAUCAUGUAUAUUUUUUAUACUUUCUGCCUUUGUUUGCUUGAUAUUUUUCCCACCAAAUAUAUUAUUUAUAUAGAACAAAAAAAUAUUUAUAUAAUUAUAAAAUAUCUUCCUAAUAUUU